GUUCGGGCCGCACUCGGCUAUUUCCGCCUCUUUGUUUUAAACUCCGGGCCGAGCCCUUUAAAUCCCCCUUUUUCCUUUUAAAAUUUUUCUUGGGAAGGGGAAGAGGGGCCGGUGUUUCCCUCCGCCUCGCGUUUCCGACUCCUCUGCUCUCUGCCCUGCGGUGGUGCCCGAAGAAGGACGGGCCGGGGAGCGGAGGGUCGGCGGCGGCGGGGGGAGCCCCCGCUGUAGCCCCGAGCGGCGGCCGCGCCCCCCCCCCGUCAGACACAGGAACUCAGAUACUACUUUCAGGAUUCAAAAUAGGAAGAGACACCAAAGAUGCUAACAAGAAAGAUUAAGCUUUGGGACAUUAAUGCCCAUAUAACCUGUCGUCUGUGCAAUGGAUACCUGAUUGAUGCUACUACUGUAACAGAAUGCUUGCAUACUUUCUGUAGAAGCUGCCUAGUGAAAUAUUUGGAGGAAAACAACACCUGUCCAACCUGUAGGAUUGUUAUACAUCAGAGCCACCCAUUACAGUAUAUUGGUCAUGACAGAACAAUGCAAGAUAUUGUUUACAAACUUGUGCCAGGCCUCCAAGAAGCGGAAAUGAAAAAGCAAAGGGAGUUUUAUCACAAACUGGGCAUGGAAGUUCCAGGGGACAUCAAAGGAGAGACAUGUUCUACAAAACAGCACCUAGAUUCUCAUCGAAAUGGUGAAACUAAAGCAGAUGAAAAUAUAAAUAAAGAAACUUCAGAGGAAAAACAGGAAGAAGAUAAUGACUACCACCGAAGUGAUGAACAGGUAAGCAUCUGCUUGGAGUGCAAUAGCAGCAAACUGCGUGGGUUGAAACGAAAAUGGAUUCGUUGCUCUGCACAAGCAACAGUCUUGCACCUAAAGAAGUUCAUUGCCAAAAAACUCAACCUUUCUUCUUUUAAUGAGCUGGACAUAUUAUGCAAUGAAGAGAUUCUUGGCAAGGACCACACGCUCAAGUUUGUAGUUGUUACUAGAUGGAGAUUUAAGAAAGCACCUCUACUGCUACAUUAUAGACCCAAAAUGGACUUGCUGUAAGGGAACUUUAUUGUCCUUCUGGACAGAGCUUUUUGCAGAGACUAUCAUCUGGCACCUUCUUAGUGCAUCAUUAAUCACAUGACACAAACCAGCUGAAUAAUUUUGGAAGACUGGAGGGCUUUCAUAGUGGACUGUCCUGAAUAUUUCUUCUAGGGAUGUGUUACCUAGACUUCCGGGCAGACAAUAUUUAUACUUUUUUUUGUAUGGAAGAAAGAAGUUUCAACUCAGCAAGACACUACCAGCAUUAAGUUUACAGAUACUGAAAACACUUCACAGUUCCAUGUAGCUCAGCCUGAUUUGUCUCUUACAGUUACACACAGAAAAAAAGUAGUGUUGUGGGGUGAUAUAAAUAUGUUGCUUUUGACACCAAGUUGCAUUUAGUUACUUCUUGCAUUCUAAAUCUUUAAAAACUAUAUUUUUGCAAAGUGGUAUUGUCUUAUAUAGUAUGCCUGAUUGCGUUGGCUUUAUUCAAGUUAUUCUGUAGAGCAUUGAACAUACCUGAUAAUACAGUGACUGGUAAUAAUUUAUUAUGCUGCAUUGAAAACUUAAGAAGAUCUGGGAAACCAAUAAAUUUGUCAUUUUUUGCCCAGUUAUUGUUCUCCCUCACCUUGUGUUUUAAUAAAGUUUAGAUACUUCUGUAUACGUGUUAAUUUGGUAAGACUAAUAGAAAUAAUUUUAGUUGAUUUUAAUGUGCCGUGAUAUAUAUUUUGCUAUGGUAUGAAUUGCACCAUGUAAUGAUAAAUACUCACAAGUGCUAGAUUUGUGAAUUUCUUAAGAAACAAGCAUUUCUUAUGUAUUUGUGGCUUGCAGAAAUCAGUUUUUAAUUUAGAGAAAAUUUGCUAUCACUAGCUAUUGAAACAGUGGCUCUGGGACAAUUUUGGGAGUAUUGCAGAUUUUUCAUUUCACUGAAUAAAAUUUCCUCAGAUAUUAUGGGCAGCUUUAAAUUUCUUUAGCUGUUUUCUUAUGAAACCAUAGCAUUUUUCCUUACUGCAAUUCCUAGCUUACAUGGGGUGAGGAGGAAGGGGGAAUCAAGACAAGAUUAUUUUAGCACCUUUUGGCCUUAACUAAUAAUUUUGCUUGCAUCAGCCCUAAUGGAUGCAAGGUGAUACACAUUCAUGUAUGUGUGGGUACAUACAUCUAUAUACACAUAUUACUAUGUAUGUUACAGAAAGCACCCUCAACGGCACUUGGCAGGGCUCACUGCACUUUUUGUAAGGCUUUUUGAAAUAAUUGGCUUUAAAAAAAAAGUAGUUGAAAGUGAUUUCUGCAAGUUAUACCCACUAUGUUUUGUCCAUAGUAUGAUUGUAAGAACAUUUGUCUGGCACAGGUGUGAAGUCACUGAAAACAGUGUAUGCCCUAAUACUGCCAGCUGGAAAUAGUUAACCUGAUUUUUGGAAGAGUUUUCCUGUCAGCUGAAAAUGCUAGUUGCUAUUCUUAUUAUUAAACCUUGUUUUGGUGGUGGGUUUUUUUCUUUUCUCUCUUUUUUGUUUUGUUUUGUUUUUGUGUUUUUGUUUUUGUUUUUUUGUUUUUUUUUUUAAUGUUGUCUUUGGAUAAGAAGCCCUGCUUCCUCUUGCUGUGCUCAUCCGCUUCUUCUGCUGGAAAGUGUUACUUGGUUACCAGAAGCUGAUACUGCAAGAGAUUAAUCUAAGCAUUUUAAAUAUUCUUCCUCCUGAGUUCUCAAAGUGCUGCAUUCCUCAGCACAUUUCCCUUAAUUUCCCUCCCUGGAGUCUUCAGUUCUCCUUUCCCAGCUUUGCUGCUGUUUGUGCUUACCUUUGACAAAAGAGCUCCUUAUUUUUGAUUACAGCCACAGAUGUGAGUAGGAAGGAAAUAAAAAAAAAAAUAAAAUUAUUUGAGCAGAGAAUGAGAGGGAACCUCCUGAAUUGUGAAGUUGGAAAGGAGAGCCGUACAAAGGCCAGAACAUGAUGCUGUCCUCGCAGGUGAAAGUCUUAAGAUAGCUGCAUUUGAAUGUUUAAGUUAUGCAGAGCUCCACAUCUUAUUCUUGUGUGACGUUGUGUGUGUGCAUGUCUGUGAUUCAUGGAAUCAAAUUUGGUUCUGAUUUUGUCUUGCUGCUGGUGUAUUUUCAGCUUUUUCUCUGUGUUUAGCAUUACUUCAUCUGGCAGAAAAGAACAAAUGACAUCAUGUAUUUAUAAUUUUUAAAACUUUCCAUGAAAGCAGUGAAUGCAGGUGAUAUGGAUGUGUACACAAGCUGACAUACUGGGCCUCUCUGGAGCUGUUUUUUACGUGGUUGUUACUGUUGUAGUGUAAAUAAGAGGCUGGCUUUGCCACUGAAGCACUGAGAAUAUGGACAUGACUGUAAGGGUCCUCAUUCUGUGCACCCAGAGUAUACACACAGUGGCUGUACCUGAUGUAGACAUAAAACUAAAGCUGCCAGACAGCAUUCUGAUUAACCACCUUAAUCAGAAUAUAUAUUAUAUACACACACACAAAUUAAAAAUAUACACACAUAAAUGAGAUCUGUCUACCUCAAGUGUGUGUACUGCAGAAAACUUUUGUAUGACUAGAUAUUGACGCAGUGCUAUUAAACUACAUUGGCAUUUCAUUACUUCCUUGUGUACUUGAGCAACUGAGAAAUUAAUUACAAACACACAAAUUGAGAAGCCUUUCAAAUAUAUCUCUUGCUGUAACGACUUACAGUACAAAACUUUUAAGUUUAUAACCAUCUUUAGAAUCACUUGAAUUUGUUAUGGUGCUAUCAGUAUAUAGAAAACUCUGUUUAUAUGGAUACAUAAAUUCAAGCCAGUAUUAAUACCUAUAGCUGGGGUUUUUGCUUGUAAUUGUGUGUAACUGCUUUUGCAAUGUG
Hirundo rustica (Barn swallow) is the source of this 3865-nucleotide messenger RNA. RefSeq names its product polycomb group ring finger 3 (gene PCGF3). The coding region runs from base 316 to 1044 and encodes 242 amino acids. Gene Ontology annotation, cellular component: PRC1 complex. The transcript has 10 exons. Gene Ontology annotation, biological process: regulation of transcription by RNA polymerase II. NCBI's taxonomy places the organism in Eukaryota, Metazoa, Chordata, Aves, Passeriformes, Hirundinidae. The record is from RefSeq and is a predicted model, not a curated record.